Salpingoeca rosetta is the source of this 918-nucleotide messenger RNA. RefSeq lists its product as uncharacterized. The record is from RefSeq and is a predicted model, not a curated record. Lineage: Eukaryota; Choanoflagellata; Craspedida; Salpingoecidae. The transcript has 4 exons. The coding region runs from base 1 to 918 and encodes 305 amino acids.
AUGACACCAGGCGAGCCGGCGGAGCACCGCCAUGAAUUCCACCACCACCACAACGGCCGCGAAGUGGAAGACGAUGCUGUGGUCGCUCCAUCAUCACCGCACUGUCGUGGACUGAUGCCCAGUACUCGCGACCUGCAUGAGCAGGACACAGACAAGAAGCCGAGCCCCGCGCAUGCAACUGCUCAACUUACACACGCAUCACAGCAGCAGCAACAUCAAUGGCUGCAGCAGCAACAACAGCAUGAACCAGUACAACAGCAGCAGGAGGAUGAGAUGCAGAAGGGUGGUGGUAGAGGCGGCAGGCUGCGUGGCUCAAACACCCCCUCGUUGGUGUUCCCUCCAAACUGCACACGCAAGGAAGCUGUCCCAAGCAAGGCCAGGAAGCAACCACGUGUCAGCAGACCCGCAAAGUCAAACAAGCCAACCGCAAUUCGCAGGGAGGACCCAGCCAUACGCCAGCUGAUCCUCAAAUGCCGAGAACGAGAACGCCAGAAGCAGCAGCAACAGGAACCACAACGGGCUCAACAGCAACGCGCAGGCAAGCACCGGGCAACGCGUGAGGCAACGGUGAAUCGCCAACAACACCCUGCAAAGAGAAAGCAGCAAGUCAUGCGCAGCGGAGGGUCGUACUCAACGACAAAGGAUGCAAGAGGAAAGCAGGAACAGCGGUACCAACAAGGCGCCGCGCUCACACGCACGCUCACAGGGUUACCGUGUCACUCCUCCACCACUGGCGGCUGGUUCACAUGCACGCCGCUGCUUGUGACGUCAAUCUCGCGACCGCACAUGGCGCAGACACGGCGAGGGGGCGGCAUGGCAAGGAAACUUGGUGAGCUCAGCAGUGGGGAUGACGACAGUUGCGCAAGACACGAGCUCUGCUCGUGCCAAGGGACAGCAAGAUGUUACCAGACAGCAUGA